UUUUUGCACACAGUCAAGCUUCUGCACUGACACGGAACGUCGCCUUUACCUUCCUCACUGAUAGUGCGACUACAAAGGGAACCAAAUGACAGUGAUGAGCAUUCUAUCAUUGUGACCGUCUCCAUUCAACUUCCUCCCCUUUGUGACCCAACAACAAUAGCGCAUGGAACAUAAACGGGACAGUAAAGAAAUCACAUGGAGGUGCUCUUGAGCUCACAUGACAGUCCGAGCCAUGGCCGGAGAGAUCAAUGAAGGCUCAGUUCCUGCCUACUACCGAGAAGUGCACGAGGCUGUCUGCUGCCAGAAUGAUGAGAAGGUUCAGGUUGAAGUGUUUCAAAGGUUACUUGAAAGUACCAAACUCUCCAAGGCAGUUCAAGCCCAGAUUGCAGAAAAAGUUUACACAGCCGCCGAUGGAUUCUUGAGCAAGUUGGCAUUUUACAAAGCGCUCGCUUUCAUCGCCGUCGCCCAGCAAGGGAAGCAACCGAGUCUCAAAGUCCUGGAGAGCUACAUUCAAGAGUUCCCCAAGCCUCAGCUGCGGGAGCCGUGUGAGUUGCGCACGCUGAGGAUGCAGCCGGCUCAGCGAGACCCGCUGACGCUGUCCCUGGACCUGGACAGGCUGCUGAAGAGAGACGCUGUCAAGGUGGAGCUCAUACCGGAGAAGAAAGGCUUGUUUCUCAAGCAUGUGGAGUACAUGGUCACAAGCCUGCGUUACAAAAUGUCCGUUUACCGGCGCUACAGUGACUUUGACGUCUUCCACGAGGUCCUGCUUCAGAGAUUCGCCUACAGAGUGGUGCCCUCGCUUCCACCCAAAAGAAUGCUCAAAGGAGUCCUGAUGUCGUUUUCCGAGCGGGACUUCAUCGAGGCCAGGAGGCGAGCGCUGGGGAGGUUCCUCAACUUGGUGGCGCUGCAUCCUUUCUUCUCAGAGGACGAGCUGGUCAAGACCUUCUUCACCUUCAGCGGCUCUGAUGUCCAGAUUAGGCUGCGUGACGCUUACAAGAAAACCGGCGACGAGUUCAUAACUAACAGAUACGCAACCGUGGCAAAGGAAUUCCUCCCCACCGACAUCCAGGUGCAGUUCACCGUGAGCAGAGAACUCAUCAAGAACAUCCACAACAACUUCACCAAACUGCGCGAGCGCGCCGAGAGGAUCGCCGAGCGUUCCAAGGGCAACGCCAAUGACCUCCUCAUGUUCGGCAGGGAGAUUAGCACGUUGAGCUCGGACACGUCGUCCCUCCCGUCGUUGGCGUCGUCGCAGAGCACGUGGAGCCGUCUGUGUCACUCCCUCAAAAGUCUCUCGGUGGAGUUCGCCGUGCUCUCGGAUAAAGCGACUCAGCAGGGCCGACGGGAAGAUGACGACGUGGUGGAACGACUCAAUCUUUUCCUGGACUUGCUGCAGUCGUACAAGGACCUGUGCGAGCGCCACGAGAAGGGCGUGCUUCACGAGCAUCAGCGGGCGCUACACAAGUACGGCGUGAUGAGAAGGCAAAUGAUGACCAACACGGUGCAAAGUAAAGAGCACGUGUUGGUGGAGCAGCUGGAAUCGCGGAUCGUUCAGCAAGAGAACGCCUUGCAGACCAUGGAGUUGCGUAACUACUUUUCGCUCUUCUGCCUUCACCAAGAGACGCAACUCAUCUUCACCUACCUGCCCAUCACGGCACACAUCUUGAGAGCCUUUGUGGACUCGCAGGUGCAAGGGCAUCGAGAGAUGGGCACAGUGUGGAAUGAACUGCAACCAAAAUUCAGCUCUCUCUUGAGUGGGAACAACGGCUCCAAACCUGCGCUUUAGCAAAUGGAUCUGUCGUGACGCAAGGACGAAACUGGAAGACAAAAAAGAUUUUCCCUACUGCACAGCGCACAUUACGUUUAGUUCAAGUGGCGUUUCCAACCACUCACUGUUUGAAUUUAUUAGUUUUGGCCUUUUGACAUUUUGGCUGUCGACUAGUAUUUGCGUGUCCAAAUUGCACAGCGCACAUUCUUACCCUUUAUGUUCAUAAGUUAUUGCGUAAGAAGUGGAGGGGCAAAAAAAAUCGAGUAUAUUUUACGUUAUUUAAACCCUGGGAAUCGUGUUUAUUUUUACUCUCAGAUUUUUGAUACAGGUGAUACACGUCUUUAUCGGCGUGCUUCCUUUUUUUGCCGUCUUGUUUUUUGGAGUUAUUCAUUGUUGACAUGACUCAACCACGUGCUUUUGUUUCAUAAGCUAAUUUAAAGCACCACAAUUCAGUUACUGAGAACACGAGCUGAGCUUUUGAUGACACUCCAGAUGUGCAAUAUGGAUAGUAGAAAUCCCACAAACCAGGUGACACCAGUUUCAAAGCUGUUUUGGAACACUUUUUGUAUUCUUAGAAAAGAAUUGACACCUUGUAGAAAGUGAUUUGCACAUCUUACAAACAAUACUGCACAAUUUAUGGUGGCAUUUUAUAGGAAAUCAGAUGACUGAUGAAUAUGUUGAUAUUUUGCCGUGUUAAACAAUAAAAUGAAGGAAAUUG
Molecule: messenger RNA, 2486 nt
Organism: Syngnathus typhle (broad-nosed pipefish)
Lineage: Eukaryota; Metazoa; Chordata; Actinopteri; Syngnathiformes; Syngnathidae
Gene: snx8a
Product: sorting nexin 8a
Exons: 15
Coding region: 218-1786 (522 amino acids)
Biological process (GO): retrograde transport, endosome to Golgi
Molecular function (GO): phosphatidylinositol binding
Source: RefSeq, a predicted model, not a curated record